GGGAGGAGGAGGUUGCAGGUAGUUGUGAAGGCAAGGCUGAAGUAACUAAAGGAAGUCAUUUGGACGACACUAAGGCAGUUUUCACUGGUCUGUGAGCACAAUGAUGUGGAGUGUAACUGCAGAAUAUAGUAACGGUAGUAAUACAAGAGAGAAGAUGAGGAGAUGCAGAUCUGCAUAAACCGUUCUUUCUGAAAUUACCUUGAAGAACUCUGAAUUCUUGCUUUUUUUUCCGUCUUAAUGCUAAAGAGUUUUUACGCUGAAAAUGUCAGUGGUUCGUCCUGCAUUAAACCGUACCUGCUCAUGUGGCACUCACAGCUGCCCUUCUUUCAGUGGAUACAGAACUGUUGUGGUGAACCUUUCAGGACAAGUGGGAUUUUUUAACCAUUAUUUUCAAUGCUGCUGUGUAUUCUGGCACUUGAUGAAUUGUUAUGACAGGAGAUUGCGGAAGACAGGGCCUGAACGGGAGAACAGCAGAAAUGAUCUAGUUGCUCCUCCAGCUCGCUCACGGGUUAAUGGCUGGACAUUGCCUCUUCACUCAUUCCAGUUGAUCGCCUGGGUGCUGUACGUGUACCUAGCUACAGUCGGCUUUGGAAUUUACAUACCGUUGUUGCCAUACAAUUGGAAAUACGUGGGUUAUGCUAUAAUUGGCCUGAUAUUUGUCUUUCACUUUGUCGUUCACUUGGUUGCUGUUUCCAUUGACCCUGCUGACAACAGUGUGCGUGCCAAAAAGAAUUACAACACUCCCAUGCCAAUGUUUGAUCGGACUAAGCAUCCUCAUGUCAUUCAGAAUCUACACUGCUACCUGUGUGAGGUGGAUGUGGGAUCAAAAGCCAAACAUUGCAGUUCCUGUAACAAGUGCGUUUCUGAAUUUGAUCAUCACUGCAAGUGGCUGAAUAAUUGUGUGGGAGCAAGGAACUACUGGUUUUUCUUUUACACUGUGGUCUCGGCAGUCCUUGGCAUCCUGCUUCUAGUGCUUGUGGUCCUUUACGUUUUCAUCCAACAGUUUGUGAACCCUGCACAACUACGCACUGCUCCUCAGUUUAAAAAUCUACAAGGAAAUAACACUUGGCUAGCCUUCUUGCCUGUUGCACCCAUUGAGACGUCAAAGGUUGGAAUUCUGGUCAUUGCGGGUGUCACCUUUCUCCUGGGUAUUGCUUCGCUCCUGUUACUCGGCCAUCUGCUGGGAUUUCACGUUUAUCUGUUGUUCAAGAAAUUGAGUACAUAUGAGUACAUAGUGCGAGAACGCCACAGUCAGAAUGUGCGAGACCAUGGGAACGAUCCCGAGUCAGCACGCACUGCUGCUGCCAGAAUGACCUCUGCACAGGAUAAGCCCACAGCAAAGACUCAGCUAGAUUCAGAACUUACCACAACAGCCUCCAGGUCAAGUGCUUCCAAAUACCAAGACCAGGAACAAUUCACCAAUAGAACAUCAAAUGGGAUCUGCCAAGAGACCUUCAGUGUUUCUACAUCCGCAAUCCCCUCUCACAGUCAGCAGGAACCAAAUAAGCGACCCAGAAAUGGUUUACAAGAGGACAGUAACAUCGACGAAACUAAAUUUGUAUCUGAGAAGACAUCUACUGCUCAGUCCAAUCCAGAACCACAGGACAAGUCUGAUGGAACGCUACAGAUUGAUCACAAACACUUGAAGGAGCCUCACCGAGAAAGCCUGGAGUCUAUAGAAGAGAUCCCAGUGGUGCAAAAUCCUCUUGGCAGUGCCACUAUGGAAAGUACGUGCACAGAAGAGACGAGUAAUACACACAAGAGCUUGGGAGCUUCAAAUGAAAGCGUGCUUUUGGACAACACCUCGAGCUUGCUGGCAAAUCCAAGGAGUUCUGAACAGUUGGCUCCAAAGCCGAUGGUCCAGAAAGGCACAAGGAUUCAUCUGAACAAACAGAAAUAACUUACUAAGCACAUUUAUUUGUUAUCAAGCGAAUCCAGAUUUCAUCUGGGCAAAAUUGAAUGAAUAUUUUCCUGAUCUCUGAAUGAAAACUUUGCGAUAGAAAGUUGAUCAAUGCAGCAGGGAUUCUUGAGGCCUUCGUGUGAUAGAUCAAGCCCAAGUGCCUAAGUCAUUCUUCUGUUGAGAAGCAGGGUUUAUUAGGCAGGCCUGGAAAUUUUGAAAUUCCAAAUGUUUGCAUUCAAUGUGUCUUUGAAUGCUGUGCCUGAAGCUGUAUGAAUGCUGUGCCUGAGGCUAUGAUUCUUUCUUAUGCUGUGCCUGAACUUAUAAGCGGAGUUGAGUGAACAGGGACAUGAUAAACUGUUGAGCUUACGUGGUUUGAUGGUAGAAUAGACCGCAUGAUCUAGCCCAA
This is a messenger RNA of Callorhinchus milii (elephant shark), 2306 nucleotides long. It is a transcript of the gene zdhhc11, whose product is annotated as zinc finger DHHC-type containing 11. Gene Ontology annotation, biological process: protein targeting to membrane; peptidyl-L-cysteine S-palmitoylation. The transcript has 11 exons. Gene Ontology annotation, cellular component: Golgi apparatus; endoplasmic reticulum. NCBI's taxonomy places the organism in Eukaryota, Metazoa, Chordata, Chondrichthyes, Chimaeriformes, Callorhinchidae. The record is from RefSeq and is a predicted model, not a curated record. Gene Ontology annotation, molecular function: protein-cysteine S-palmitoyltransferase activity. The coding region runs from base 263 to 1900 and encodes 545 amino acids.